CAUCUCUUUCCAUCUCAUGCCCUAAACCCUCGCCGACGAUCCUCACCUCACUCCCGGUUUCGCCUAAAACCAUCACCAGUUAGAGCUAACUAGGAAGGUAACGACUGGAUCGCGGCGUACAAAGACCUCCGAAACUCCAAUCUUUCUCCUCCUUCCGGUUCGCUCCUGCCAGAGACAAUCGAGGAAGGCCUUUAGCUUCCAGCUGAGGAGAGAUGAAGGUGAAGGUCAUAUCUCGUUCCACAGACGAAUUCACCCGAGAGCGGAGCCAAGACCUUCAGAAAGUUUUUCGAAAUUAUGAUCCGAAUCUUCGGACUCAAGAAAAGGCUGUUGAAUAUACGAGAGCUUUAAAUGCUGCUAAGUUGGAGAAGAUUUUUGCUAGACCAUUUGUUGGAGCAUUGGAGGGGCACAUAGAUGCUGUAUCCUGCAUGGCAAAAAAUCCAAAUCAUUUAAAAGGAAUUUUUUCUGGCUCAAUGGAUGGAGAUGUUCGUCUUUGGGAUUUAGCCAACAGGAAAACAGUUUGUCAAUCGCUUUGGGUUCCGAGUUUAAGGCUUUGGAAUGUCCCUGACUACAGAAACAAGAGUCCAAAUGAUUCAGCAGCUAUGGUGCCAGCAGCAGUCUAUGUAUGGAAACACGCCUUCUGGGGUGUUGAUCACCAGUGGGGUGGGAAUCUCUUUGCAACAGUUGGUGCACAGGUGGAUAUAUGGGAUCAUGAAAGAUCAGAGCCAGUGAAUACCUAUAAGUGGGGAAAUGAUACAGUUAUAUCCGUGAGAUUUAAUCCUGGUGAACCAGAUAUGCUUGCGACCUCUUCUAGCGAUCGUAGCAUAAUUUUGUACGAUUUACGUAUGUCUUCACCGGCCAGGAAAUUAAUUAUGAAGACAAGAUGUAAUUCUUUAUCCUGGAAUCCCAUGGAGCCCAUGAAUUUCACAGCUGCAAAUGAAGAUACCAACUGCUAUAGCUAUGAUGCCAGGAAACUGGAUGAAGCUAAAUGUGUUCAUGGUGAUCAUGUUUCUGCAGUGAUGGAUAUUGAUUACUCACCCACUGGUAGGGAGUUUGUAACUGGAUCUUAUGAUAGAACAGUAAGAAUAUUCAAUUACAAUGGGGAUCAUAGCAAGGAAAUCUACCAUACAAAGAGGAUGCAAAGGGUUUUCUGCGUAAAGUACAGCUGUGAUGGAACUUAUGUUAUUUCUGGCAGCGAUGAUACUAACCUUCGGCUAUGGAAAGCUAAAGCUUCUGAGCAAUUGGGAGUU
This is a messenger RNA of Phalaenopsis equestris, 1247 nucleotides long. RefSeq names its product DDB1- and CUL4-associated factor 13. The record is from RefSeq and is a predicted model, not a curated record. Gene Ontology annotation, cellular component: nucleolus; small-subunit processome. Lineage: Eukaryota; Viridiplantae; Streptophyta; Magnoliopsida; Asparagales; Orchidaceae. Gene Ontology annotation, biological process: maturation of SSU-rRNA from tricistronic rRNA transcript (SSU-rRNA, 5.8S rRNA, LSU-rRNA). Gene Ontology annotation, molecular function: protein binding.